Molecule: messenger RNA, 4429 nt
Organism: Chlorocebus sabaeus (green monkey)
Lineage: Eukaryota; Metazoa; Chordata; Mammalia; Primates; Cercopithecidae
Gene: IL18R1
Product: interleukin 18 receptor 1
Biological process (GO): positive regulation of type II interferon production; interleukin-18-mediated signaling pathway
Molecular function (GO): interleukin-18 binding; interleukin-18 receptor activity
Source: RefSeq, a predicted model, not a curated record
UCUUUAAUUUUAUCUUUGUUUCUAAUUUUAUGCCUUCUAAUUUUAUCUUUAUUUCUUCACUUGUUGCAAAGCAGUUGUCCCAGGUGGGAGCCAAAAUCAUUAUCUCAUCACUAAUCUUAGGAAAACGCAGAAUGUUUCACUAUUACGAAGUUACCUGUAGGUUUCUUAUAGUUGUUCUUUAUCAGAUUAAGAAAGGUCAUUUCUACUCUCAGUUUUCUAAUCGUUAUUAAUUCAAAAAGGGUGUUGAAUUUUGUCAGAUGCUUUUAUUUGCAUUUAUUGAGAUAACUACAUAUUUUUGUUUAUUCUUUGGUGAAUUAUCUUGAUUGGGUAAAAAGAAUUAAAAUCAUUGUCUCAUUAAACCUUUUGCCUGUCGGCUAUGGGUUUUCCUUUUCCUUUUGUUUAAUAACAGCUCUGCCACAAAAUAAAAAUCUAGAAACACACAUUCCCCUUUGGCCUCCCUCCUCGGAUCCUCUGCUGUGAGCGCCGGCCUGCAGGGUGCGUGCGAGCGGCCCGGGCGCGCCACCUUCCGGCCCUGCAGGUCACCCGGCACAACUGCCCAGAUUUUCCCCGGGACCCGUGCCGCGCGGCUGGGGAGGAAGAGCCAGACGUCUGGGGCCCACGCCGUCCGAGGGGAAAGGGCGAGGCGCUGGGUUUUCCAGCUGCGACCUUUGGACCCCGCGAUCAAGUAGCUCCGUCAGGAGGCGGGGAUCGCUGCUUCUCACCUACUUUCCGAACUUGGCCUCCGCAGUCGCGACCUGGUGUGAAGGAGGAGCUGCUGCCCCCGCCCCAGCCUCGGGGACGCCUCUCUGAAGAGAAGCCAUUUGAAGCAGAAUCCAAACCAUGAAUUGUAGAGAAUUACCCUUGACUCUUUGGGUGCUUAUAUUUGUAAGCACUGCAGAAUCUUGUACUUCACGUCCCCACAUUACUGUGGUUGAAGGGGAACCUUUCUAUCUGAAAUAUUGUUCGUGUUCACCUGCACAUGAGAUUGAAACAAUCACCAAAAGCUGGUACAAAAGCAGUGGAUCACAGGAACGUGUGGAGUUGAAUCCAAGGAGUUCAUCGAGAAUUGCUUUGCAUGGUUGUGUUUUGGAGUUUUGGCCAGUUGAGUUGAAUGACACGGGAUCUUACUCUUUCCAAAUGGAAAAUUAUACUCAGAAAUGGAAAUUAAAUGUCAUCAGAAGAAAUAAACACAGCUGUUUCACUGAAAGACAAGUAACUAGCAAAACUGUGGAAGUUAAAAAAUUUUUGCAGAUAACCUGUGAAAACAGUUACUAUCAAACACUGGUCAACAGCACAUCAUUGUAUAAGAACUGUAAAAAGCUACUGGAGAACAAUAAAAACCCAAUGAUAAAGAAGAACGCCGAGUUGGAAGACCAGGGGUAUUACUCCUGCGUGCAUUUCCUUCAUCAUAAUGGAAAACUAUUUAACAUCACCAAAACCUUCAAUAUAACGAUAGUGGAAGAUCACAGUAAUAUAGUGCCAGUUCUUCUUGGACCAAAGCUUAACCAUGUUGCAGUGGAAUUAGGAAAAGAUGUAAGGCUCAACUGCUCUGCUUUGCUGAAUGAAGAGGAUGUACUUUAUUGGAUGUUCGGGGAAGAAAAUGGAUCGGAUCCUAAUAUACAUGAAGAGAAAGAAAUAAGAAUUAUGACUUCAGAAGGCAAAUGGCAUGCUUCAAAAGUAUUGAGAAUUGAAAAUAUUGGUGAAAACAAUCUAAACGUUUUAUAUAAUUGCACUGUGGCCAGCACGGGAGGCACAGACACCAAAAGCUUCAUCUUGGUGAGAAAAGCAGACAUGGCUGAUAUCCCAGGCCACGUCUUCACAAGAGGAAUGAUCAUAGCUGUUUUGAUCUUGGUGGCCGUAGUGUGCCUAGUGACUGUGUGCGUCAUUUAUAGAGUCGACCUGGUUCUAUUUUAUAGACAUUUAAUGAGAAGAGAUGAAACAUUAACAGAUGGAAAAACAUACGAUGCUUUUGUGUCUUACUUAAAAGAAUGCCGACCUGAAAAUGGAGAGGAACACACCUUCGCUGUGGAGAUUUUGCCCAGGGUGUUGGAGAAACAUUUUGGGUAUAAGUUAUGCAUAUUUGAAAGGGAUGUAGUGCCUGGAGGAGCUGUUGUUGAUGAAAUCCACUCACUGAUAGAGAAAAGCCGAAGACUAAUCAUUGUCCUAAGUAAAAGUUAUAUGUCUAAUGAGGUCAGGUAUGAACUUGAAAGUGGACUUCAUGAAGCAUUGGUUGAAAGAAAAAUUAAAAUAAUCUUAAUUGAAUUUACACCUGUUACUGACUUCACAUUCUUGCCCCAAUCACUAAAGCUUUUGAAAUCUCACAGAGUUCUGAAAUGGAAGGCCGAUAAGUCUCUUUCUUAUAACUCAAGGUUCUGGAAGAAUCUUCUUUACUUAAUGCCUGCAAAAGCCAAGCCAAGUAGAGACGAAUCGGAAGUGUUGCCUGUUCUUUCAGAGUCUUAACUUCAGAAACACUGAAUGGCAAAAAGAACUCAAGAUACUCUGGGGACUGAGCGUAUGAACCUGUUCAUAACAAAGGCUGUGACUCAAAAUAUUUAAUUCUGUAAAAAUCCUGUUCACAAUUUGAAGAUGAACUAGUCGUUAGGUUGGUGGGAAUAAGACUAAAGAUUGCGCUGUGGGCUGUGGUCACGUGCUCCCAGAAGACCUAGAAUUCAAAAGAAAUGGAGUUCUUCUUUUUCUCCCUCUUUCAUAACUGGAUGCAGCUGCUCUUACUCAAUCCCGUAUUCAGCAAGUGUAAGCCGGGCGUGAUGCAAAAUAACCUGUGCGCUACAAAAACAGCGCAUCUUUAAGAGUUUUAAUGCCAGUGUUUAAUUUGAAUGAGGGGAUUUUAAGUUCAUGAAGAGGCAUUUUCUAGGCACCAGUGGGUGAGGAGUAACUGAAAUGCUGCUUUCACUCCCUAACAUCAUGGAUCGGGUUGUGCAUGGGAUGUGGGAGGAGGGGCUGGCAGGGCUGCCUUCAGAGCCUGCAGGGCCUCAGCCUCAGGAUGUAUUUAAUUUAUCACGGCCACAGUUGCAGCCAACAGUUCUCAAAAGCUCAUGUGGAUCUAUUUAUGGGAACUUCUUAAAAGGACCCCAGAAUAGAUUUUUAUCUUUCACAAGACACACAAAUUCUAAUUUAGUUAAUUAUCUGGGCCUUUCACUUUUGAUGGUCUGAAACGUUGGUUGAUUUUGUGUGAAUGUUUAUAUCAAAAUGUUUGCCAGGUUGCGUUAGCCAUUGAAUAGCAAAAAAACGGAUAGUUACUUGCUUGGUUUUUAAAAAUUACAUACUAAAAAUGCCCUUAGCAUGAAGACAGUAUGGUGUGGCAGUUAAGAGAUGGGCUGUGCAGCCCAUCCUGAGCUCCAGUUCUGAGUUUGCGACUUACCUCUGUGGCCUCUGGAACCUCAUCCAACCUCUCGGUGCCUCAGUUUCCUCAUCUGUGAAAUUAGAAUUUAUAAUAAUUGUACCUACCUCCCAGGGGUGACUAAGUGAAUAAAUAUAAGUAAAGAACUUGCAGUGGUUCCUGGCACAAACUCAGCACUCUCUCAGUGUUGCCAUGACUAUUUUUAUUAUCAUUAGCAAUGAUUACUUAGAUCAAUUAUUUAGCGGUGGACUAAUGGAAGCUACAGAGCAGGGAAGGGAAGCAGACCUAGGGAGGAAGGCAGUUUUGAUUUGAGGGGGUUUGCACACAUAGAGAAGCAUAUUGGAGAAGCUUAUCCAGAGCAAAAUAUAUCUCUCCGUUGAAUAUCUGCCUCUUUUGAUGUUGGAAGACACAUGUCUUACUCCCUAAAGGGAGCCCAGCACUGGGAGCCUUCUUGAUGAUCUCAGAAGUAAUAGCUAUUCAAGAAAAUCACCAAGGAACUGAAACCGUGAGUUUGGAAGGCUGAUUAGAACACAUGGGAGCAACAUGAAUGUUCUACAAAAGUUUAAAGCAGAGACUGUUUCAAACAGAUGUAGUAGAUACUACUGAAAACCAAAGGAGAGUGAGAUUGUGUAAGAAUGUGAUUUAAUGUUUGUAGUGCUUACAAUUUUGUGCACCAACUGGAUGGCUAGAAAGGGUAAAAUAAUUUAAUUAAUAGCUCAUAUUUUAUGUGUGAAAACAUUAGUGAACAUAUAUAAUCAAAAUAGAUUUCAUUGCUAUUGCAUAGUCUCUGAUACAUAGAAUGAUUUUGCUUUUCUCUUUUAUUAUACUUGCUUUAAAAUACUUGAAAUGUAUUUUGUAUUAAAUGCAUUUCAAGUUAAAUGUGUUAAAUGUAUACAUUAGAUGUGUGCUUUAAAAUGCAUAAAAUACGUUGAAAUACAUUAAUGAACCAUUAGUCUAAUGCCUUUAUUUUUGAAAUGUCAUGACGUCUUUUUCACUUACUUUAAGAUUCCAAUUCCUUGUUCUCAAUGUAGACUCCUACCUGUUUAAAUAGAAUAUGGGCCAUUCAAAAGA